This is a messenger RNA of Diospyros lotus (date-plum), 1847 nucleotides long. RefSeq names its product transcription repressor OFP1-like. Bases 40 to 978 code for a protein of 312 amino acids. Gene Ontology annotation, molecular function: DNA binding. Gene Ontology annotation, biological process: negative regulation of DNA-templated transcription. NCBI's taxonomy places the organism in Eukaryota, Viridiplantae, Streptophyta, Magnoliopsida, Ericales, Ebenaceae. The record is from RefSeq and is a predicted model, not a curated record. The transcript has a single exon.
UCUGAGAGAGAGAGAGAGAGAGAGAGAUCUGGCAUUGGCAUGAUGAUGCGCAACUCCAAGUUUAGGCUAUCAGAUAUGAUGCCCAAUGCUUGGUUUUACAAGCUCAGAGAUAUCAGCGCCAGAACAACUACAAGUACAAGAAGAGCCCACACCACCGCCGCCACCUCUUACUCUCGUCCCAAAAACCUCUCUCCGCCCUCCGCCGCCGCCGCACCUAACAUCAACCCAAUUCUUGCUCAGCCUAGAAAAUCAUCCAAAAACCCAAAAUCCUCGGACACCCACUUCCCUUCUGAUCCGCCAAGAAAAUCAUCAUCAUCAUCAUCAUCAUCAAAGAUUAAAAGAGUCAAGCCAAAACCCGCCGCCGCCAAAUCAGCACCCAGGCUUGUCUCCUCCUCCGUCUCCGCCGGCUGCCAUUUCCAAGCCACCAUUAAUUCCGUCUGGACCAGGCCCGAACCGGCUGCUGAAUUAUUAACUCCCAUUAAUGACUGCAUGAAUGAGAAAUCUGACACAUUUUCAGAGCUGUAUCUUCCUCCAAUCUUGACAAAGCCAGCUGUGAAGCAGCUCAUCAAAGACACUAAUUCAUCAGAGACCAGAAAACCACCAACUCAUGGCUCAUCACCCUCCAUCAAAAUUGCCAAAGAUGAUGCAAAAAGGACUCCUCAAAAUCGAAAGGAGAUCAUGAUCAAAACCAGUAGGAAAGUGAAGAUGAGAGUGAAUUCCCCAAGAAUAAUGGCAAGGAAGAGCUUGAAAUCCCAGAGAAUCAGGAAAUUGUCUGAGAGCAUUGCGAUUGUGAAGUCAUCAAUGGAUCCCCAGAAAGACUUCAAGGAAUCAAUGCUGGAAAUGAUCGAGGAGAACGAUAUCCGGGCAUCCAAGGAUUUAGAAGAGCUUCUUGCUUGCUACCUCUCCCUGAAUUCAGAUGAGUACCAUGAUCUCAUUGUCAAGGCAUUUGAGCAAAUCUGGUUUGAUAUGAAGAUGUAAUUAGAGUAUUCUAUUUCCUAUUAACUGAUAUAUAUAUAUAUAUAUAUAUAUAUAUGAUCCUGUGAUGGAGGCUUUCUAGCUAGCAUUGAUAUUAUGAUGGAACCUUCAUCAAUUCAUCUUUGAAAGUUGAGACCUGUAAUGGGUAAUGUCUGAGGUCAAGAACAAUGAUACUAUUCAUAUGCUUCUAUCACAAGAUUAACAUUAAUGGACCGUAGUUAAUUUUUAUUUGAAGUUCUUACUCAACGUGGUACACAGGACACAACAAAAUCUAGCUUUCAAAAUUCAAAGGUACCCGCUUUUUACUCAACUGUAAAUGUGUAACAUGAUGAAUUUUUGUGGGGUUCUUUUAUUUUUUAAUGCUAUAGAUAUCAUGCAUAUAAAUAAUACACGCCAUUCUGCUCCAGAACCUUAUAUAAAAAUUUUAUUUAUUUAACAUUAUCUAUGAUUAAGUAUUAGCAAAUUAACCACUAAAAUGGAAGCUUUCAACUACAAGGAAAGUGUUUGAGGUUAAGUAUUUAAAUUUUGGAGGUAUCGAUUUUCACUACCUCUUUGUAGUUUAAUUAAUUGUGUCUCAAUUAUACGAUUCACAAAUUUAAUAAAAUGUGGACUUUGUGAAUUUAUAUGAUGCUAUCAAAGAUAUUUUAUCUAAGGAAUUUGCUGAAGUCUCAAAACUUCUUAUAAAGGGACAUAGAAGCACACCCACAAGUUAACCAUUCUCUUCAGAUUUUUCCAUUAUUUUAUAAGAAAAAAUUUAUUAGUGAAUUAUAUUAUUUUAAAUAAUUUUUGUUUUGAUAUCAUUUUAUUAAUCUCAAAAAAAAAAUUAAUGGAAGGAAAAAGAAAACACAAAAACAGAAAAAAAAAAAAAAGAA